Molecule: messenger RNA, 510 nt
Organism: Paramecium tetraurelia
Lineage: Eukaryota; Ciliophora; Oligohymenophorea; Peniculida; Parameciidae
Exons: 2
Cellular component (GO): cell cortex
Molecular function (GO): actin monomer binding
Source: RefSeq, a predicted model, not a curated record
AUGUCUUGGGAUGCUUAUGUGACUAACUUGACAGCCAAUGGCGCGCUUGAAUAUGCUGCCAUCAUUGGAACAGAUGGAAACAUCUGGGCUAGCAAUUUCGGAGUUGCCGCCCUCCCAUCUUAUUAAGCCGAAGUGCCAGAUGAGAAAAAUCCAGACAUCACAACCAAAGUUGCUUAUGAUGAAAAGGCUGCUUUUAUUCAUGCUCUCGCUCACAAAGGAGAGACAGGAAAUCCAGCUGGAGUUAGAAUCAACAACCAAAAGUAUUACACAAUAUAAUUUGAUGGAGAAAACAAGAGCUGGUACUUAAAGAAGAAUAAAGGUGGAGCUUGUGUUGCUUGGACCAAUUCAGCUGUUGUCUUUGCUUCAUUCUCCCAAACCAUCAAUGCUGAAAAUGGAGCACCUUAGAAUGCUAGCGAUUGCAACAAACGUGUCCUUGAUAUGGCAAAGUACCUUGCUGAUUCCGGAUAUUGAGUAUUUAUGUUCACACAAACAAUUAUAAAUACAUUCCUU